UCAUCUUCUAUACUACCUGAUAUUUCACAAGCAUGAAGGCUCAGCAGACAGGUGACUCACCGGAAGUUGAUGUUACACGGAAUGGCUCAGGUGUGGGUUGGUUAAGACCGUACUUUACUGUCGAUGCCACAUGUUGUCUGAAUAUACGAGAGACAUUUAUUCAGCCAUUCAAGUGCAUUUCUGACAUCUCUGAUGUAGACAGGAUGGCAGAUGAGUUUAAUUUCCAGCACUUCAGCAUCCUGCAUCAUGGACUACCACCUCCAGCCACGAAAAAACUCAAGAGAUAAACGUAUAUGUUGGAUACGGACGCCUACAUAAUACAGUCAACUAUGGAAAACAUGAUUUAAAAGCUGAUUUUUUUUUUUUUUUUUUCCCUGAAGUAUCAAUUUUGUUUUUUGUUUUGAGUCAUGUAUUCUCCUCUGUUGCUCUUCAUUGUCCUGCAUGGCAUCUUCCUGGUGUGUGCCUACAAUGGAUGGAGCAGUCUGAAAAGUAUCCCACGAAAAACCAUUCAGUAUGAAGAUAACCAUGUGAUCACGUUUAAAGAGGAAGGUGUUUGGAAUUACUCCACAGUGCUGAUUAGGGAGGAUCUGGGUUUGCUGGUGUUGGGGGCGAGAGAGGCUGUCUACGCCCUUGACAUAAACGAUAUCAGCGUUGCCAAGUCUAAGGUGCUCUGGAAAGUUUCAGAGGAGAAACAAAAGGAAUGCACCUCUAAAGGAAGACAUCCUGACAUCGACUGUCGAAACUAUGUGCGGAUGCUGCAUCAAAUAAACGACAGCGUGAUGUACAUGUGCGGGACAAAUGCCUUUAGCCCCACCUGCGAUUACAUAACAUAUGGUGACGGGCAGCUGAAACUAGAGGGAAAGCAGGAAGACGGGAGGGGGAAAUGUCCUUUCGAUCCAUUCCAGAGAUCCUCUUCCGUCAUGGUUGAUCAAGACCUGUAUUCUGCCACGUCCUUAAACUUUCUGGGUUCAGAGCCGGUCAUUCUCCGCACCUCUCCCAUUACACUGCGGACAGUGUUUAAGAGCUCUUGGCUCAAUGAGCCAAACUUCGUCUACAUGGAUGUGGUCCCAGAAAGCGAGGACAGUCCUGAGGGUGACGAUGACAAGGUCUACAUGUUCUUCAGUGAGAACGCCGUGGAGUACGACUUCUACAACAAGCUUGUGGUGUCGCGUGUUGCCAGAGUCUGCAAGGGUGACAUGGGUGGUCAAAGGACCCUCCAGAAGAAAUGGAGCUCUUUCUUGAAGGCUCGUCUGGACUGCUCUGUCCCUGAACCCAGCCUGCCCUACAUCAUACAGGACGUCUUUCAUGUCCGUCACAAAAAAUGGAGGAAAAGUGUCUUUUAUGCAAUUUUCACCUCUCAGUCGAGCUCAACAGAUCGGUCUUCGGCAGUAUGUGCAUACGAUGUGACUGAUAUCAGCGAGGUGUUCUCACGUGGCAAAUUUAAGACAGAGGUGACUGUGGAAAUGUCUGAUGUGAAGUGGGUUACGUACAACGGAGAGCUUCCUGUCCCUCGACCAGGAGCUUGUGUCAACAAUGCAGCGAGGAGUUCAGGAAUAAUGCGGUCACUGGACCUCCCUGAUAAAAAUCUACAGUUCAUCCGAGACCGCCCCCUCAUGGAUGACGCCGUCCGACCAAUCACAGGCAAGCCCCUACUGCUCAAGAGAGGCCCGCUGUUGACCCACCUCGUCGUAGACCAUGUAACUGCAUCGGACGGAGAGUCCUAUCCUGUGAUGUUUGUCGGCACAGAAAAUGGUUAUGUUCAGAAAGCAGUGAACUAUGAUGGAGAAAUGCACAUUAUUGAGGAAGUAAAACUGUUUCAGAAUGCUGAGCCAAUUGACGUCCUAAGACUUCACCAGAAUCAGUUGUAUGCAGGCUCUGCAUCUGGGGUUGUCCAGAUGCCCGUCAGCAACUGCAGUCGUUAUUCUUCCUGUCUGGACUGUGUGCUUGCCAGAGACCCUUACUGUGCCUGGGACAUCCCAGAUCAACGGUGCUCUAGAGUACCCACAUCACCUGAGGAUGGAAAAAUCAAUCUGAUACAAAGUCUAAAGGAAGGGGAUGCCACUCGAUGCCCAACAACAGCUCCCAUGGAACCAAAGAUUCGCAGCCUAGUGCUGGGAAACAACAUAAAGUUGCUGUGUCAUCCAGACUCUAACUUGGCCCAGGUCAAUUGGAACUUUGCUGGAAAGCCACUUCCCUACUCAAACAGGAAGUAUACUAUUUAUAAUGAUGGCAUCCUUAUCUACAACGCCUCUGUCGCUGACGCUGGACACUACACCUGCACGUCAGUCGAGCGGGCGAAAGGGAGAGACUACACCCAAACGCUGGCCAUUUAUGACUUGUGUGAACAAUCAUCAGUAGUUGUGACAGAUAAGAUCAAGACCACACUGGGAAUCCUUCCUGAAAGCCACACGACAUCAUCAAGUUUGCAUAAAUCCAAAGAGCCUCCAUGGUAUUCAAGAACUGAGAGCAGUGAGAGUAAAUGGAUAGCAAUGCAAGUGGCGUUGGCCGUGCUGUCAGUUAUGAUGGUAUGUCUGCUGAUCUGGAACCUGUACAUGGGCCACAUCUCUCCAUUUAUGUGCUGUGGGAGGCAACUAAUCAAAAGCCCCAGGAAUCUUCCAGAAAGGGAAUACAUGCACACAGGAAAUGAUGCUAUAGACAGUAAACAGCAAAUGGUCAGGUUGUGUGUCACGACAAACAGUGGUCUAGAAGCCACAAGCUUCCACAGGAAUACCACCAUUGGGGAUACACCAACGGACAUGCAUGUUUUUAAGUACAUUACAGACGAGUCGGAGAUUUAAGUUUUUUUUUUUUUACAUAAUUUUGUAUAAUUUUUAUACUUAUUUAUUUUUAUAAAUAAUAAAAGAAAAUGAAUUUUUUCACAUAAUUGCUGUUUAAAAUGCAGUGCAAGUAAGUAAAACUAAUUGAAAUUCAAAGAAAUGCAUACAUUUUUAACUUGAAAAGCAAAGCAAAAGACAAACUUUGAAUGUUCAGCUAACAUAGCUUUGUUAGAAACUUUAGGUACAUUUGAAAAGACAGUUGCUGCCCUAUUAAGAAAGAAUUAAGGUAAACAUCUUGCCAAUUAAAAGCUGCGUCCAAAAACAAAAAUACUGUUCGAGUAGCUAUUAAAUUUAAUAGGGAAGUGCUUUAACAACAUUCACUCUCUCAGUACCUUGGCCUUGCAGAUCAUAAUUUUUGGUGCCGUGACCCGGUGUGGUACUGAAGUACACAUUUCUUAACAAUUAUGUCUGUUCUCUCUCUUUUUCACCUCAAUUAAAGGGAUAGUUCACCCAAAAAUGAAAAUUACCCCAUGAUUUUCCAAGCUCUAUAAUGGCAGUGAAUGGGUGCCGAGAUUUUGAAGCCCAAAAAAGUGCAUCCAUCCAUCAUAAAAAGUGCCCCACAUGGCUCUGGGGGGUUAAAUAAAGGCCUUCUAAAGUAAAUCGAUGCAUUUGUCUAGCUUCCGCUUACUGUUGCAUGCGCAUUCGUGAGAGUGUGGCAUUCCAGCAGAUGACGUAGGUGUAGCUUGAGCUCCGGUGAGCAUAUGCUAGUCUCGUGAGAACCAAGUUUUGUUUACAGCAAAAGAAAACCAGUCUCCUCUUGACUUAUAUCGAAAUCCUCCGACAUAUUUCUUUACAAAUCCUCAUUUUGUACUUCUAAUUCAUAACCGGUGUUUUGUUUUGCUCUUUUCU
Onychostoma macrolepis is the source of this 3686-nucleotide messenger RNA. RefSeq lists its product as uncharacterized. Bases 408 to 2798 code for a protein of 796 amino acids. NCBI's taxonomy places the organism in Eukaryota, Metazoa, Chordata, Actinopteri, Cypriniformes, Cyprinidae. The transcript has 15 exons. Gene Ontology annotation, molecular function: chemorepellent activity; semaphorin receptor binding. The record is from RefSeq and is a predicted model, not a curated record. Gene Ontology annotation, biological process: axon guidance; negative chemotaxis; negative regulation of axon extension involved in axon guidance.